This is a messenger RNA of Oncorhynchus tshawytscha (Chinook salmon), 659 nucleotides long. RefSeq names its product cytochrome c oxidase subunit 6B1. Lineage: Eukaryota; Metazoa; Chordata; Actinopteri; Salmoniformes; Salmonidae. Bases 240 to 500 code for a protein of 86 amino acids. Gene Ontology annotation, cellular component: mitochondrion; respiratory chain complex IV. The transcript has 5 exons. The record is from RefSeq and is a predicted model, not a curated record.
UGUUUGUGCAGAUGAACGUGGUACUUCAGGCGUUUGGAAAUUGCUCCCAAGGAUGAACCAGACUUGUGGAGGUCUACAAUAUAUUUUCAGAGGUCAUUGCUGAUUUCUGUUGAUUGUCCCAUGAUGUCAAGCAAAAAUGCAUUGAGUUUGAAGGUCGCAGUUGUAAAUGAGAACUUGAUCUGAACUGGCCUACCUGGUUAAAUAAAGUGUUGACAUAGUGAGACCGCCAGCUAGCCAGCAUGUCUGACGUUAUUGAGGAGAAGAUAAAGAACUACAGGACGGCUCCCUUCGACGCCCGCUUCCCCAACACCAACCAGACCCGCAACUGCUUUCAGAACUAUCUGGACUUCCACAGGUGCAACAAAGCUUUGUCAGACAAAGGCCAGGAUGUGGCUCCCUGUGACUGGUACCAGAGGGUCUACAAGAGUAUCUGUCCCAUGAGCUGGGUUGCCAAGUGGGACGACCAGAUAGAGGCCGGAAGCUUUCCCGGCAAGAUCUAAAAUGGCUGACCUCAGGACUUUCUGUUAGCCACACCUUCAACUUUGACCCCUGUAGCGCGCCUAAGGACAUGUGUUGACCACGUACCACACCAUUCUAAAUGUUAUUAACAGUGUUACUAAUGAAACAAUCACUUAAUAAAAAUACGCACCUGUUUUGAA